This is a messenger RNA of Macrobrachium nipponense, 4341 nucleotides long. It is a transcript of the gene pros, whose product is annotated as homeobox protein prospero-like. Gene Ontology annotation, cellular component: nucleus. Gene Ontology annotation, biological process: regulation of transcription by RNA polymerase II. Gene Ontology annotation, molecular function: DNA-binding transcription factor activity, RNA polymerase II-specific; RNA polymerase II cis-regulatory region sequence-specific DNA binding. The record is from RefSeq and is a predicted model, not a curated record. NCBI's taxonomy places the organism in Eukaryota, Metazoa, Arthropoda, Malacostraca, Decapoda, Palaemonidae.
UGUGAAACCCCGUUUCUGAAAACUGCUUAGCGAGAAAGGGAAAGCAGAAACCGCAGAGGAGAAACCUCCGAAAGAAACCACAUUUGAAAACAGAAACCUAAUAGAUUGAUUGCAUUCUGAAAGAAAAAAAAAACGGAAAUAAAUAAACGAAUUGUUUGUUAUCAGUGUAAACAGUGCGAAGAAGGAGAGUAGACCAAGAGAUUGAGAUAGAGAAACAAGGUGGAAAGAAAAAAAAAAAAAAAGAGGAUAAAAAAGGAGAAGGAAUUAUAAUAAAAAUAGCAACACUAAUAAUAAUAAUAAUAAUCUCCUACUACUUCGUCCAUUUCACAAUGCCAGCCGGUUUCCAUGGAAACGCUCCAACGACCAAGAACGAUCGUUUUGGGGGCAAAAUAGAAGAUCGUAUGACGUAAGACCCGCCCACCGACGCCGUGCCUAGCGAUCCACUUCUGCGUCUGAUAAUUCCUUCGUGCCUCUCCAGUCCCGUCGAGAGAGUCUCCAUUUAACGCCAGUAGUGCGGAUGAUUCGGCGACUGGUGGUGAAGAUUAGGUGUUGCCCCCUGGUGUUGAAGGUCGUAGGCUGUAGGAAGGGAGGAAGGGGUGACUAACCCAAAUCGUGCAACUUGGCAGCCAUGAAUCACCAUCUAGGGCCUCCCCCAGGCAUGCAGAGAUGUUUCCCAAGGCCGUUCAUGGAGAACCUGCGUCCACUGCAAUUCCGCGCACCGGAUGAGCCAAGCAGCCUGGUUGGUGGCUUAAGGAUUGGCCCUCGUGACGUAGCGCCACCGUAUUGGCCGCCGCUACCUCUCGCGCCUCCCACCAUGCAUCCUCCGCCAAUGGGCGCGCACCCUAACGCAAUGGCUCAGGAUGAAGAAACUGACUGCUUUAUGCUAGGAGAAAAGCUGUUGAAGAAACCGAAACGGAUCAGAACCCGUGUAGACGCCGGAGAGCCAAGGAACUCUUACUCGGCCUUCAGUAGUUUACCCAACUUGUGUGGUGUCAGUGUAAAUGCAGUCAGGCCGGGUAGUGCUCCAAAUCUCUUCAGUGGGAGUCAGUCUUUUUGUGGAGGACUACCGUUUGUGAACUAUUUCAACCCCCCACCGAGUGUCACGGUGGGAUCUCGCGGUAUGCUAAGUGAGUUAUUUGGCGGCCACACCAAACCCCCCCCUGUGGCACCUUGCCCUCCCGAAGACACUGUGGCGGCCACCAUGGGCGUGUUGGACAAGGUGGUGACCAGCUCGAACGUGCAUAGUGCCGCCGAUGCUGUGAAUUCUGUCAUACGGGGACCUGAGCCAGAAAACGUUCUGUUGCGUGAAAUCCUCCAAGGGCGCAAGCGGGAUUUUACCAUGGAGGAGAUCGAAGCCGCUCGCUCGUUACACAAUAAUAAUAAUAGUUAUAAAGGUGCGACGGACAGUGUCGAGGGGCCUAACGACGAGGCCACCACGGGGCGAGACGAGAGUGUGUCCGCAGAGGAUACUCGCUGUGAAUCCGAAGUGGAAGAGACCCUUAGUCAAAAUAGCCCACGCACGGACUCGCCGGAGCCCAGGAAACGUUUGGAAAAUAUUGUGAGUGUGAUCCGUUCCUCGCCCACCCCAAAUAGUACGCCCGUGAAUGGUUGUAAAAAGCGUAAGUUGUAUUUACCGCAGCAGCACGAAACGCGGACGAACUUUGACUCCCCUUCGGAGGAAGGCGAGUCGGCCGCAGAGCCCGACAACAAGACGAGAAGGUUGGAAGAAGACGACGAGCCCACGAGCGAGUCUCGUCUGCCUGAAGCAGGCGAGGAAGGGGGCGGCCUCCAGAUCGACCUGAGCGUCCGACGCCGAUCCCCAGAACCUCAGCGUGCCACAGCAGCAGCAGCCUCACCAAAACCUCCUACCUCUACUUCCUCAGAUUCUAACGAUGCCUCUUCCUACCUCUUGGACUACGCCCAGCGGCUAAUACGUAAUCAGGAGGCGAGAUUGCAGAGGGAAAACGACCUGAAAAACACGACGGACCUCUCUGAAAAGUUGCAGAUCCUCCGUAACUUAAAUCUCAAUUCUCAGGUGACAGACCUCGAAGGUCUGGCGGACGUCUUGAAGACCGAAAUCACAGCCUCCUUGGCAGUCAUCAUCGACACCAUCGUCAACAAGUAUGUCCAGCAGCGGAAGCUGAUCAACAAACAGGCGGAAGUGGCCGCCGAGCAGCUCAACAGGGACAUAGCAUCUCAGCUGAUGGAGAGAUCGCGAUCGCCGCGCUCCAACAAGAUGCUCGAGAGAGGACCUCCUGGCAUGGGAAGACUCAAUGGCAUGCCCGCCCCACAUGGACCUCUCAACCUGUCUCCCUACCCUGGUGGCGAAAACAACAUCAAUAGCCUCAGCCUCCCACAACUCAGGCCCCCUCUCUACAAGCCCCCUCAUGGUUUCUUCCCCGGUAAUCUUCCCCCUAUGGGGGCAAUGGUUCCCUCCGGUCAAACUUCCCCCUACGGAGGAAUGGAGCCCGAACAGGACGAGGCCCUGCCUCUGGUGGUCACGCCCAAGAAGAAGCGCCAUAAGGUGACGGACUCCAGGCUUACGCCACGCACAGUGGGUCGCCUGCUGGAAGACUUCCCUCGCUACGGCCCCUUGCAAGGGAUGGGUGGGCAGACCUCCCCGCGGAGUUCGCCUCCCCCUCCUCCAGUGCAUCAUAAUCCACACCGACCUACCUCUUUCCCCCAGCCACCCCCGCUCUUGCCAGUCUCUUUACCUACCUCGGUAGCCAUACCCAACCCGUCAUUACACGACACCAGUUUGCUCUACCCCACCUACUACCCUCAUAGGGCAUCAUCUCCGAUAGACGGACGCCGUGAGGAAUCCCCCGCAGGUCCUCCGGGCCCACCACAUCCUGCACUUCUACACCCAGCGUUGCUCGCAGCCUCCUCUCCGGAUUCCUUCUCCAGGUUCUUACACGGGCCAGAUCACGAUCGUGGCUCGGACUGCUCACCUGCAGAUACACAUUACGACGGCGUCCAACCUACCAUAUCCUUUCACGCAACCGAACAUCACGCCAUGGUUGAGAGGGACAUGGGAGGACCAAACCCGUUCGUCUUCUUCUGUAGUGAAAGAACAGCUGGCUUAGGCACUCAAGUCCUGGAUACCUCUUACUCCAGCACACUGACACCGAUGCACCUGCGCAAGGCCAAGCUUAUGUUCUUCUAUGUAAGAUAUCCGUCGUCUUCGGUGCUGAAAACUUAUUUCCCCGACAUUAAAUUCAACAAAAAUAACACGGCGCAACUCGUCAAGUGGUUCUCCAAUUUUCGGGAGUUCUACUAUAUCCAGAUGGAGAAGUAUGCAAGGCAAGCUCUCAGCGAAGGCGUCAAGAACUGCGAAGAUAUUUUAGUGAACUCCGAUGCGGAGAUCAUGAGAGCACUUAAUUUACACUACAACAGAAAUAACCACCUUGAGAUCCCCGAACACUUCAGGUACGUCGUGGAACAGACGCUAAAGGAGUUCUUCAAGGCGAUCCAGGAGCAGAAGGACGCCGAGUCCUCCUGGAAGAAGGCCAUUUACAAGGUCAUCGCCAGGCUAGACGAACCCGUGCCCGAGUACUUCAAGUCUCCGACGUUUCUAGAGCAGUUAGAGUAGCGGUGAGCGAAGAGCCCAGUGGAUAGCCCGGCGGCGCCACCUGGGCGGCCACGUUAAUAGCUGCAGGUGAAAGUUUUAUGGAACAAAACAAAAUAUAUACCCCCGUUCUGCCACUGCCACGUGGUUGGGUUGGGAGUCCUCUCUGCCGCACAUGCGCGCGUCGUAGAAGAAGAAUUUUGUUCUUAGGUUCUUGUUAAUACCCAGUGACUGAGUGUGUGGCCGACGGCUGGACCAUUUUAUUAAAACGAGGAAGACAUGUUGGAAGAAAAGGCUAUGACGAAGAAACGCGAUGUUGAUGAUGAUGAUGAUGAUGAUGAUGGAGGAACACUUAUGACAUGAAAAGAGAAAAAAAUGGGCAUUCAUUUUUUUAUUAUUAUCAUGAUACAAAUAUUAAAGGUGCAUGUCUCACAUUUUGUCCAAAUGUUAUUAUAAAUAAGAAAUAGCCUUUGAUUUAUAUAUUGAGACAAAGCAUUCGUGCCUUUUCAUGCCUUCCAUUAACAAUGACGAGAGAAAGAACACUUUCCAGCCCAUUGUACCCGAUUUUGUAUAUAGUUUUUUCUCCAUUUUUUCCCCGUCUCGGUUUUAAUUUUAUUUUAUUUUUUUUUUUUCAUUUUUUUAUUUUUUUUUUCUCCCUUAAGUUGGCUCUGUCUCUCCCCACCCCACCCACCGAACGAGAAGAAAGAAAAUGAUAAUUCAUAGUGAACUCGCGGCCAUUUAAGCCCCCUCACCCCCCCCCCGCCCCCCCCCCU